Phoenix dactylifera (date palm) is the source of this 1528-nucleotide messenger RNA. RefSeq names its product isopentenyl-diphosphate delta-isomerase. The record is from RefSeq and is a predicted model, not a curated record. Lineage: Eukaryota; Viridiplantae; Streptophyta; Magnoliopsida; Arecales; Arecaceae.
CCGGAGGGAGGGUUCUUUCUUUCCAAGUCGGCCAAGCCCUUCUCCCUUCUUUCUCUCGCUCGCUCGCGGACGUAAGCAAGCGCUGGGAUAAAAGAGCCAUCCAUUCCCUUUCUUUGAGGGAAGAAAGCGUCGGCCUUGUGGCAAUGGCGGGGGUUGCUCUCCUGGUUGAUCUCUUGAAGAGAAGUCAGGGCUUCUCCGCCCAAUCCCUCCACUCCCACAGCUUGUUCUCCGCCACCGUCGCCGCCUCGGCCGCGGCCGCUUCCAUUGCGGCGGGGAGGCCUUUCGCCUCCCGCGCUAUUUUCGGUGAUGGAGGAUUAUUUUCGAUUGCUUAUUGUGAUGCUGGUGCAAGUGCAGCAUUGAACACUGAUUAUGUUCCUGAUCUUCACAGUGCUUCUAAAGAUACAUUUUAUCAUGAUUCAAUUAAGUACAGAACUAAAGAAUACCCUAUACAGCUAAAACCUCUUUUUUCGGCCUUUGGACUUAAGGCCCUUGGAAUGACAUCACUAAGGUCCUUUUUGUUGUUCUAUUUGCCCCUUUUGGAACCUCGCCCUCCUGUAGAAGAUGAUGAUGAUGAUGAUUUCCUACAAGAUGCGCCAGAAGAGAGGCCUAUAGAUUUGGUUACACCUUUCCAGAAUUCGGUGAAACAAAUUAUCCGUGAGACUUCUAUUGUAACGACUAGACGAGUGCUGGAAAGACUUGCUGUUCAGUAUGUUUCACCAAGAAUGGCAUGGAAACUUCUUAAAGACAUUCCUAAGUCAGCCAGGCGCAAAGCCAACAGAGGGAUGCCAUCUCUCUUGUAUUUCUACAGUGUCAGCAGAACAACUUUCAGAGGACAUUUGUUAGGCGUAGCUGCAUCAUGGCUUGUUCAGACCAUGGUUGAAAUUUACAGAUGCUUCAUCCGCAAGUCCAACAAUGGUAAUGAAGAGGUUGAUAUAAGGGCGAAAGUCAGACGUUUUAGGAAAAAGGUGUACGGAACUAUGGUCAAAUGUAGUGCAUCAUUAGUUUUUGCAUCAAUUGGUGCAGGGAUUGGUGCCCUUUUUCAUCCCUCAACUGGUCAAUGGAUUGGUUGUGCUCUUGGGGAUUUCGCAGGGCCUGUCAUUGUCGUUGUUUGUUUUGAGAAGCUUCAAAUGGAUAUAUGAGGUCACAAUAAUGAUAUCUGAUGUUUUGCAAGUGCCAGGUGCCUCCUACAGCUGUUUACUGGUUUGAAGUCUCCGAAUAUGCCGUUAAAUAGGUUUGAAGUCUCUGAAUAUGCCGUUAAAACGGCAGUCAGGUUAACAACAGCCGUCAGGGAACUAAGUGGUACUAGUUAAUAACAUUUGGCCCUCAUUUUUCAGUCAUCCAAGCUCAUGUCUUAGUUUACAAAACACGCUUAGGGAACAUCUGGACUGGAUAAAUUCAGAAGAACAACCAGCUGCACCAAAAUCAGGUGCCUAUCAUGUAUGGAAAAGUUUGAAUCUUGAUGAGCUACUGUUCUCCCUUUCUUAAUGCAGUAAUAAAUGCGCACUAUGGAUUUUUGGUUUCCUUUCUC